Molecule: messenger RNA, 2152 nt
Organism: Vicugna pacos (alpaca)
Lineage: Eukaryota; Metazoa; Chordata; Mammalia; Artiodactyla; Camelidae
Gene: CCKBR
Product: cholecystokinin B receptor
Biological process (GO): neuropeptide signaling pathway
Cellular component (GO): plasma membrane
Molecular function (GO): gastrin receptor activity; neuropeptide receptor activity
Source: RefSeq, a predicted model, not a curated record
GGCCUGAGGUAGGAGGUGGGGGUGCGGGAGCAGAUGCUGGGGCCACCCCCAGCCCCGCGGCGAGGAGUUGCAGGGAACUACCAGUGAUGGUGUCGCGGUCACUGCAGCCACUGCGGCAUAGGGCAUGGUACGGUGCCCGCAGCGCUCUGCGAGGGCUAAGGCAUCAGCGCUGCAGCCAGUGACCCCCGCACGCACCCCCGACCCGUCUCAGUUGCCACCUCCAGGUUCCCCGACCCACCAGGGGAAGAUGCUAGACCCCACGGCGGCCGCGCCCACCCGUCUUACGCUCCCUCCUUCCCCUCCCCAACCACUCCUAACCCUCUCUCUAAUCCCCGCCAACACACACCGCACACGCACACACACACACACACACACGCGCGCGCGCGCGCGUGCGAGAAUCCCCUGGAACUGGGAUGGUGAUGAAGGGGAGAAGGCGGGAAGGCAAUCUCGAAGAGAAGACUGGAGAGGUCUAGGGAGGGGGCGAGCCUGGAGGACAGUCACACCAGUGUUGGGGAGUGGGGGACGGGGCGGGGGCGACUAAGUCCUGAGCGGGAGAGAGGGGCGGAGAGUCACCUGGCGGGACAGCCGAGGACCCGAGCCUGGGAGGGACGCGAGCCUAGGCGGGGCGAGCAGAGGAGGAGCCGAGGGGCAGGGGCCAAGGUUGGGGGCGGGGACCAGGCGGGGCGGGAGCUUCAGCGGGAAUUGCCGCGCGAGCAGGUGGAGCCGCAGCGGGAGCCCGCCCGGCCGUGCGGAGGGAGGCGGCGGCUGGGCCGGGGCCAUGGAGCUGCUAAAGCUGAACCGGAGCGUGCCGGGGGGAUCCGGACCCGGGCCGGGGGCUUCCCUGUGCCGCCCAGGGGGCACCCUCCUGAAUGGCAGCGGCACAGGCAACCUCACCUGCGAACCACCACGCAUCCGCGGAGCCGGGACACGAGAAUUGGAGCUGGCCAUUAGAGUCACCCUCUAUGCCGUGAUCUUUCUGAUGAGUGUUGGAGGAAAUGUGCUUAUCAUCGUGGUUCUGGGACUGAGCCGUCGCCUGCGGACCGUCACCAACGCCUUCUUGCUCUCACUGGCAGUCAGCGACCUCCUGCUGGCGGUGGCUUGCAUGCCCUUUACCCUCCUGCCCAAUCUCAUGGGCACAUUUAUCUUUGGCACAGUCGUCUGCAAGGCGGUUUCCUACUUCAUGGGGGUGUCUGUGAGUGUGUCCACGCUAAGCCUCGUGGCCAUAGCCCUGGAGCGGUACAGCGCCAUCUGCCGACCACUGCAGGCGCGGGUGUGGCAGACACGCUCCCACGCAGCUCGUGUGAUCGUAGCCACGUGGAUGCUGUCCGGACUGCUCAUGGUGCCCUACCCGGUGUACACUGCCGUGCAGCCAGCAGGGCCUCGUGUGCUGCAGUGCAUGCAUCGCUGGCCCAGUGCACGGGUUCGCCAAACCUGGUCGGUACUGCUGCUCCUGCUUCUGUUUUUCGUACCGGGAGUGGUUAUGGCGGUGGCCUACGGGCUUAUCUCCCGCGAGCUCUACUUAGGGCUUCGCUUUGACGGUGACAGUGACAGCGAAAGCCAGAGCCGGGUCGGAGGCCAAGGAGGGCUGCCAGGUGGGGCCGGACAAGGUCCUGCCCACCCGAACGGGCGUUGCCGGUCGGAGACCCGGUUGGCUGGUGAGGACGGAGAUGGCUGUUACGUGCAGCUUCCGCGCUCCCGGCCUGUACUGGAGCUGUCUGCGCUGACCGCUUCCACGCCUGGGCCAGGAUCCGGCCCCCGGCCCGCCCAGGCCAAGCUGUUGGCUAAGAAGCGCGUGGUGCGGAUGUUACUGGUGAUCGUUGUGCUUUUUUUCCUGUGUUGGUUGCCAGUGUACAGCGCCAAUACGUGGCGCGCCUUCGAUGGCCCCGGUGCACAUCGUGCUCUUUCAGGUGCGCCCAUCUCUUUCAUCCACCUGCUGAGCUACGCCUCUGCCUGUGUCAAUCCCCUUGUCUACUGCUUCAUGCACCGUCGGUUUCGCCAGGCUUGCCUGGAAACGUGCGCCCGCUGCUGCCCUCGGCCUCCACGAGCGCGCCCCAGACCGCUACCGGACGAGGACCCUCCCACCCCCUCCAUCGCCUCACUAUCCAGACUGAGCUACACCACCAUCAGCACGCUGGGACCUGGCUGAGGCAGG